UAACUGCGCGGGUCUCGGUCCAUUUGCGUCGCCAGUGCGGUGCAGCUUUAACCGGUCCGUCAUGCCUUGCGGUGUCCUAGUUCUGUUCCGAUCGUGAUUUACACGUGAGAUCUCUUUCACUGAUAGCAAGCCUACAAGCCCCCUUGUAGGAUGUCCGAUGACUGGACGGACUCGUGUUUACAUCCACUCGGUUUCUAGAAGAGGCGGGGAUGCGCGCACACCGUUAACUGUGAUGCAGGCGCCGAUCGGCACAGAAUAAACAGGGAUCUCCCUCAAGUGGCCCGCAUACCAUGACGAAGAAAGUACUGGAUUUUAUCCCAGAGAGAUAUUCGGUGGCUACAGAACAACGGGAGAGUUCCUAAUCGUCUAAGACACAGUGAGCUGCGGCUGGAAAGAGGAUGCAAAAUAAAGAAUCUCUAGCGGCUCCCUGUGGUGUGGAGGAAUGAAGGCCAUGGAGCUAAAAGUGUGGGUGGACGGAGUGCAGCGCAUUGUGUGCGGGGUCACGGAGUUCACCACAUGCCAGGAAGUGGUCAUCGCUUUGGCACAAGCCAUUGGACGGACGGGCAGAUACACUUUGAUCGAGAAAUGGCGGGAGACAGAGCGCCACCUGGCUCCAAAUGAAAACCCUGUAGUGUCCCUGAACAAGUGGGGCCAGUAUGCCAGUGACGUGCAGCUCAUCCUCCAGCGGACCGGCCCGUCUGUCAGCGAGCGGCCAACCUCUGAAGGGCUGGCUCGUGUCCCAGAACGAGGUCUAUACCGCCAGAGCCUUCCACCUCUGGCCAAGCUCCGUCCAUCGGGGACAGACAGGUCGCUCAAACGAAAGGAACCCAAACGCAAAUCUUUGACCUUCACAGGAAGCGCCAAGGGUCUGCGGGAAAUAUUUGGAAAAAGCAGAGAUACUGAUGUCAAACAGUCCCAGCAGCGCGGUGUGAGUUUAAACCUCAGCAGAGUUGGAGGAGGUGGAAUAGCAUCUGUACCUGGGAGUCCGGCCAGAGAGCUGAGCCGACUGGUGCAGCUGCAGAGAAACAAACUCCAGGCCCUGGAAAGCCGCCUGCUGGGCUGCGAGGCUGAGCUGCGAGACUGGGAGGAGGCCACAGGCGAGGCCAGCGAUGAAGGAAACUUGGAGGAAGAGCUGCUCCUUUUAGAGCAGCAGGUGAGGAGGAAUGACGCCGAGAUGGAGGAGGAGGAAUUCUGGCAGAACGAGUUGCAGAUAGAGCAGGAGAGCGAGUGGCAGCUGCGGCAACAGCUAGCCGAGCUGCAGGGCCGCGUACGCGACUGUGAAGCCAAGCUUUCGGAGUAUCUAGCUCGCAUACAGAGCAUGGAGGCAGGUGUGGAGCAGGAGCGACUGCAGCAGGAGGCUGAGCUGAAACAAAGGGUCAACGAGGAAGAGGUACAAGCCCAGCUGGAGAAAGUGAGGGCAGAGUUGGAAAUGCAGAGCCAACAAACAGCACGGCUGGAGAACAGCUGCAGGGCAUUGGAACGCUCGCUCAGCCAGUCAGGCAAGAGAUUACAGGAGAAAGAGCAGGAGCUGGAGCAGCUGACAAAAGAGCUUCGACAGGUCAACCUACAGCAGUUCAUUCAGCAGACUGGUACCAAGGUCACUGUGCUGCCGGCUGAACCAUCAGAAGACAUCAGCAGCGAGACGGAGUGCGGUUCCCUAAAACGACUCGGCUCCUCCCGUCUCUUACCCAGUGACCUUCGUGCUCUUCAGAGCGCCGUCUCGUCCACCCUCAACCCUGAAGGCAUCUACGUUUGACCCUAAAUGUCCAGGAGGCAUAUUCUUUUUUGGCAGUAGCAAGGCAGCUUUAUGCUACUGAAACUAUUUCCACACACAGAAAAACAAAGAAAUGACUCCACAAAUAGAUGUUUUUCUUACAAGGCAACAGAGUGUCAGAGUGGCACUUCAAUAUGGAGGGUUUUUGCCAAAAAAAAAAAAAAGAGUGUGACAAGAAAACUGCACUGCCUCCUCUUCACUAGAAUUGAACUUAAACUGAUGUCAUCAUCUGCCGUUUAAUGCACAGUCUGAGCUCCCAUGAGUGAGUAAGGAUAAGUGCAACAGCACCAUUUUUCUCUACAUACCAGCUACUGUGUUUGUAUUUUUGUUUGUUUGGGGUUUUUUAGCACUUCCGGACACACUCUGAAUACACAAUCAUUUAUUAGUCAAGCGAUUCCCGGCAAAAAAACUAUAACACGUGCAGUAAAUCAUGAGAGAAUUUCACAGUGCAGUAGUUUGACACGCGUACUCGUCUCCAUCCAAAAAAAGAGACAGAUGCAUGAGCAUGCACAAACAGUGACUCCUGUGCUAUAAGCAUAGCCAUAUCUGAUUGCCUUAAAACUAGAUGUUAGUAAAUGUAAUAUUGAAACAGAACUCAAGGUAGCUACUGAGUACUGUGCGCAGUGUGAAUUUGAUAAAAUGCUCCAAUUCAGGUGACUCCUUGUCACGGUAACUGAUGUCAGUAAAACUCCAUGUGGGGUUAGUCUUUUUUUUCUAAAAGAGUUUGAACUUUUUUUUUGUUUUAAUUAACUAGUGAGUUUGCUUCGUGUGUAUGUUUAGACGGCGAUUGAAAACAUUUAUCAUAAAAUGUAUGUCAGAGUUAAAAGAGGGCGACUAAAGAGGCCAAUGAAGUGAUAUUUUAAGUAGAACAUGGUGGCUGUAAUGUGGUCCAAUUUAAGUAUUAUGUGUUGUGCAGUAGGCAUGCAUCUGUUGGUUUUCUCAUAAUGAAAAUGUCUUUAGUAUGGAAGCUUGUUUCUGCCACUGAAAAAAGUUUUUUUUGUCAUUUGUAAGUCAGAAUUUCAGCUUUUUAUCUCAGUUAUUUUCUAAGAAGUUUAAGCAUGUUACAGGUUUGAGAUAAGAACCAGAUUUUUUUUUCCUUACAGAUGACUUAUGCAAAAAACAAAAGAAUUAAAAAAACAAACAAACAAAAAAAACGGCGGUGCAAACAAAGUUCCACACUUGGGUGUAAAUCCAGGCUCAAAUAAUUUAUCACUGUGACCACCAGGUGGCAGCAAAACAUAUUUUAUUCAGGUAGGCGAAAGGCUCUUUAAGUCAUCUGAUUAGUGCGUGUUUAGGAGUCACUUACUGUAUGCCUGUUGUUGUUGUUGUUGUUGUUGUUGUUGUUGUUGUAACAAAGCCUCUGCACUUUAGCUUUAAUUGUGUUAAGGUGAGAGUGUUUGAUAUGUUUCACUGUGUACUGUGUUCAGGAACACACACGCACACAUAUCAACACACCAUCCUAUGAUUUCUAACAAACUUAAGAUGUCUUCUAUGAACCAAAGUUAGUGUCACACAACAGAUGGUUAAAUGAAUGUAUUUUUUUUGUGUAUGUGCAGCUUGUGCUUAAUAAAAAUACCAGCUUCAUUCAAAUGGUGGCUGCGCUGCACACCAUACAUAUUUUAUAUUUUACGGUCAGCGCUUUCACGCAGAAAGACGACAUUUAUAUCACAAAAGACGGUAUUAGAAGUCUGAGAUAGAAGAUGUUAGUAUGAACCUUUGCCAGCUGAAUUGGAGAAACCCAAACUGCUUGUGGAUCCUCAGUAUGGGCUCAGAAAACUGCAAAAAAUUGCAGAUGUUAAAUAAAAAAUCAAUAUUGGCCCUGUUUUGUUUUUUUUUUGGUUUGGGUUUUUUUUUGGUGUGUGUGUUUUUGUUGUUUUUGUUGUUUUUUUUCCCCAGACCAAAGAUGGGAGCCAAAAUUUCCCACUUGCAACUUGCGGGUGCUUAUUGCAAAAGUGUGUGGGCAAAUAUAACUAAAGUUUCAGAGCCGAGAAUAUCACUCGCAGUUUAAUGCUUUGAAUCCCGUCUUCAGAAGAAGCACGUUCCCUCUGUUUUUCGAGCUGAUUUAAUUUGGGCGACAACAAAUCUUUUCCACUCAUUUACAAACCUGAAUUUCCCUCGCUGUGUUCUCUGUGUAGCUAACUUCAUUUCGCAGGCUCCAAAUCUUAUCGACUAUUAUUUGAACCCAUGUGAAGAAGCUGCAGGUGUAUAAUAAAGUGAAACCCUCCCUCCGGUGUGAAGAGCCUCGCUUGACUGUUUGCUUUGCUGUGCAAAGGCGACCCGUGGCCUUCUGAAACUGUCCGGGGACACUUACAGAGGAUUGCAGCAUUAUCAGCAACUCCAGCUGUGACACAGACGCUGUGACCUGCUGAGAAAGGAAUCACAAUGGCAUGCCUUAUAAAGAGAACAAAAACUGUACAUUUCUACAUAUCACAUCAAUCUACGGACUGUUUCUAAAGUAGAUUGAAGUCAGAUAAAUGCAGAGUGCUUAGGAUGUUAGAUUAUAAUGCUGUAGCUCAAUAGGCAACGUGUGCAUGCAAUAAUGUGCGACUGGUUUCCCAGCAAGCCGUGACUCAUUUUGGUUUUGGUUUGCACUGUCCCUUCUGCCUCGUAGAUGACGAAUGAGCUUAGUCAAAAAAUGGCGUUUUCAUGCCUUUUCAUUUAACUUUGGCAAAAAACAAACAAUAACAUUCAUGAAUGUAAAAGAGAGAUGGCAAUACGUUUACCUGCAUUGCUCUUUUUUUCUUUUCCUUGUUUUCAUGUUUAGAGACAUUGCCAAUAAUUGGUGUCUAUUAUGCCAUCAAAAGUGCAUAUACAAAUGAGAUGAUGGAGCCAUUAUGGAAACAGCCAUCAAGAGGUUUUGAAAGCUAUUUU
Molecule: messenger RNA, 4645 nt
Organism: Haplochromis burtoni (Burton's mouthbrooder)
Lineage: Eukaryota; Metazoa; Chordata; Actinopteri; Cichliformes; Cichlidae
Gene: rassf8b
Product: Ras association domain family member 8b
Exons: 9
Coding region: 443-1756 (437 amino acids)
Biological process (GO): signal transduction
Source: RefSeq, a predicted model, not a curated record